AAUACAGAGUGGGAGGGCUAUUGCACUGGCAGUGAAAGUAGAGUGGGCUGGCUGGCCGUUAAAGAAAGUGCCUGCGCCUCAGGACCCUCCUCUUUUCACUACGGCGCUUUUCGCCCGUUGUUCGCUAAACGUGAGACCCUUCUGAUGAACACCGGUCCGUCCUAACGUUACCUUCCCGUUUCCUGUUGAUACAAGGAAGCCCUUGUCUAAUAUUUCCCCAGAAACACAUAUUGGAUUUUUAUUACCUUUUUUUUUUAUUGACCGACGCUAUAUUACCGGCUCCGGCCAUGGCAGCCAACGCGAAGCGAAAACAGGAGGAAAAACACCUGAAGAUGCUGCGGGAAAUGACAAGUUUGCUGCCCAACCGAAAGUGCUUCGACUGCGACCAGCGCGGCCCGACCUACGCCAACAUGACCGUGGGCUCGUUCGUCUGCACGUCCUGCUCAGGCAUCCUACGAGGCCUGAAUCCCCCCCACAGAGUGAAGUCCAUCUCCAUGACGACUUUCACGCAACAGGAAAUAGAAUUUCUACAGAAGCAUGGAAAUGAGGUAUGUAAACGGAUAUGGCUCGGCCUUUAUGAUGACAGAAACUUGGCCAUCCCAGACUUUAGAGAACCCCAGAAAGUCAAAGAGUUUCUUCAGGACAAAUACGAAAAGAAGCGAUGGUAUGUUUCUCCAAAGCAGGCUAAGCCGGUGACGUCGGUUCACGCGUCAGUCUCUGGUUCAUCUGCCAGCAGCACCAGCAGCACUCCAGAGGUCCGACCUCUCAAAACAUUACUGGGGGAAUCAGUACCCACUUUACACCUCAACAAAAACACACCCAGCCAGUCUCCGGUUGUGUCACGCACUCAGCUGACCCAGCAUCAGGACAGGAAGUUCGAUCUGCUCAGCGAUCUAGGUGGCGACAUUUUUGCAGCUCCGCACUCGCAGUCCACAGGCAAUGCAAACUUUGCCAACUUUGCACAUUUCAACAGUCAUUUGGCAGCACAGAAUGCAAAUUCUAAUGCAGACUUUGCGAAUUUUGAUGCGUUCAAUAAUAGUUCUGCUACUCAAACCACAGCGACAUUUCCAUCACCUCCACAAGCCCCAUUUCAACCCGCACAAUCAGUAUACAACAGUCUCCCAUUUAGUCGCAUUGUGGGCGAGUUUACCUCCUCGCUGCCUUCACUGGCCAUGAACAGUAGCUCAUCAGGACUAGCCAAUGCCAACUUUGCGAACUUCGAUAACUUCCCCAAAUCGUGCAGUGCUGAUUUCGCCUCAUUUAGCUCCACCCAGAGUAACUCUGUGGGAGACGGGCAUAAAGUGGAAGCAGUCAGCGUCUCUGCAGAGCGAUACGCAGCCCUCGCCAACGUGUUUGGCAGCAAACCUGAGCAAGGUACGAGUUCAGCCCCUCCAUCAGCAGGUCUGGGUCCUCCACCUCCACAGGCAGCUCUGUUGGGCGGCGAUCGCUACGCUGCUCUAGCUGAACUAGACAAUGUCUUUAGCUCCUCAGCGCCAAACGUGAGCAGCUACAACACUGCCACCACCACACAAGGGUCUGUGUUUGGAUCCUCUGCGGCUGCUCCUCCAGUUCAAGCACAACAGGGUUUACCCAGCAUGCCUCAGGGUUUUGGAGGACCUUCGACGAAUCCAUUCGUCGCUCCGGGGGCUCCGCAGGCCCCUCCCACUAACCCAUUUCAGACCAAUGGAAGAGCAGCAGUACCAGGAGUGGGUGUGGCCACAGCAGCCUCUUUUGGUCAUCCAUCCAUGAGCAUGCCGACUGGGUUUGGAAACGCUGCUGCGUACAACCUUCCCACCAGCUUCAGUGGAAACUUCCAGCAAGCAUUUCCUGGACAGCCGUUCACCCAGCAGCACGCGUAUCCCCAACAACCCAACGGAGGUUUUGCUGCUUUUGGUCAGGGUAAAGUCACUCCGUUUGGACAGAACAUGACAGCGCCUGGAGUAACUAACAAUCCCUUCCUGGCAGGGGUACCAGCAGCACAGUUUCCUGCAGGAGGCUCAUCCACAAACCCCUUCUUAUAGCACGCCUUUGUCCUCUGCUCCUACGGGUCGUUUGGAGAAAAGGAAACUGAACAGAAACGUGCUACUUAUGUCAAUCCUGUGACCUGGCCUGACCUGGAAAUCAUCUGCAUGAUGUGGUUGAUUACUAAGUUAUUGCAAACCUCCUGUUCAUGUUAAUGCUGCAAUUCUGUAUAUAAUUACUUCUUAGAAAUUGCUCAAUUUUAGGUCUUUGUGCAUAUCAGUAUUUGUAUCUUUAACACACAUACACACGCGUCAACACACACAUGCUGCAUUUACGGCGUUGACGUCCGCCAUGCUGUGAAUAACAUUAAGCAAGAAUGUGGAAUCCCUUUUUUGACAUCAUAGUAUCGCUUUUUUGUGCUUUUGGAGUUUCUGAGAUUGAGGCAAAAACAUUGUUUUUUUUUCCGUUACGAGGAGUUUAAACUACAAGACUCUUUCUGAAUGUCAAUUCCUCCUGAAUUCUUGAGACUCAGACUCAAGACCACUUAUGUUACAGAAAUCUAAGUUAAUGUGUGUAUAUAUAUAUAUAUAUAUAUAUAAAUAAAUAUAUACAAUAUAUAUUAAAAGGAAUUUUACCUAAA
Messenger RNA from Carassius carassius (crucian carp), 2602 nucleotides. RefSeq names its product ArfGAP with FG repeats 1a (gene agfg1a). The record is from RefSeq and is a predicted model, not a curated record. The transcript is spliced from 15 exons. Lineage: Eukaryota; Metazoa; Chordata; Actinopteri; Cypriniformes; Cyprinidae. The coding region runs from base 288 to 2021 and encodes 577 amino acids. Gene Ontology annotation, molecular function: GTPase activator activity.